This is a messenger RNA of Cladophialophora immunda, 2784 nucleotides long. RefSeq lists its product as hypothetical. The coding region runs from base 870 to 2474 and encodes 534 amino acids. Gene Ontology annotation, molecular function: poly(A) binding; ATP binding; metal ion binding. Gene Ontology annotation, biological process: protein phosphorylation; mRNA processing; nuclear-transcribed mRNA poly(A) tail shortening. Gene Ontology annotation, cellular component: PAN complex; P-body. The record is from RefSeq and is a predicted model, not a curated record. The transcript has 7 exons. NCBI's taxonomy places the organism in Eukaryota, Fungi, Ascomycota, Eurotiomycetes, Chaetothyriales, Herpotrichiellaceae.
CGUCCCUCCAUCUACCACCCUCGUAUCACUUACUCUCUGCGAGACCAGACCCAAUAAACCGCAUUCCGGACAGAGCGCGGCUGCGCUCAAACAUCCUUUGGUCACCCUUUUCCCGUUUCACUUCAUUUCCUGGCUGGCGGCUGCGCCAUUAUCUUCGGUUGUCUACUUUGUCUUGAUUUUGGAUAUCCCUGUCGUCAUGUACAUUCCCCUCGCUCGCGCCCCAACAAUCAGAGGAACAGCCCCGGACAUCUAGCCUGCCAAACGACCCGAGUCGAAAUCGUGUCCCUUCUUCAAGCUCAAUACUCGCGAACUCACGAAAUGCCUCGAUCCUGAGCGAAAUCCGAAGACAAACCCCUAACUGAUGGAGCAGCAUGCUCAGCCGCAGUCAGUAAACGAUUAUGGCCGCAGUGAUCAAGAACAAUGCAGAAGAUACAAAGCAGGCAGCUUUGUCUCCUAGACUCAAAGGCCGGGGUAUGUCGGAUGUCAUUUUGAGGCUUGUUGAGGGCAAGAUGUGGAGUGCUGAUCGAUACCUGGACAGAAAAUGCGAAGGAUACUCUAUGUCGGAACGUCACGAUAUACGGGAAAUGUCGCUAUGAAGACAAAGGAUGUGCCUUCAAUCACACCAUAGAGAAGUCUGCCUCUGACGGAGGACAAAACGAUAGGUACGACCGAAUGGCCUUGCCUGUCCUGAUCCCUAGGCACCAUUUGCUGAGACUCGGGGAAGCAGCCAGUCGAAGAAGACACUCAACGUCGACUCGCCGAGUUUCACUCCUUCUUUCCUGUCUCCCAAUGGCGCCGCAGCUGCAGCUACCCCAGUCAAGAAAUCAACGACUGGCAUAUCCCCGAAGGCAGCAAGUGCUGCCCCGUUCAUGCCAAAAGCUAUCAUCUCCAGAUCGUCCAAUGCUACUCCUCUCCGACAAGAUGCCAAAACUCCAGAUUGGGCUCUGCCUGAUGUGCAAGAGUUUGUGCCCCGACGAGCUCAAGAACCUUCGCUGACAAGCGAAAGCGAUAUUUCUGUCCCUCAUUCUUUUGAGACAUUUCAACCCAGCCAUCCUCCAAAUCCAUAUCUCGAUCAUAGUCUUAAUGGUGCCGCUUUCUACCAAAAUACGCCGGGUUUUCAGCAGCCCGUUCAAUACCAUCAAUAUGCGCCUAUUGGGCACUAUAACGCGGCUCUCACUCCAUACCAACGCACAGUGCAUGACCUUUUUAUCCCCAACGAUCUUCGAGAGGAAAUUCAGAAGAAAUCCGCAGCAGCUCUUCAAAUAUUGCCCAAUUCGCAGCUACCAAGUCAUAUUGAGAGCUAUCACUCUCUUGUCCCUCUCGAUACAACCCACAAAAGCUCAAACAUAUUCGGAGGUUAUACUUCCUGGGUAUAUAAAGCCCAGUCAAGCGCCAAUGGGCACUUCUUCGCCCUUCGAAGAAUUGAGGGCUUCCGACUAACAAACGAGCAUGCAAUCCGCGCUGGACAAGCUUGGAAAAAUAUCAUAAGCGCCAACGUUGUCCGAAUCGUCGACGUCUUCACAAAUCGCGGCUUCGGCGACUCAUCCCUCUUCAUCGCUACGGAAUAUCAUCCUCUUUCAAAAACGCUUUUGGAACAUCAUCACCUUGGACAUUCAUUUAACCCCCGGCCGGCUCGCUCCUCUAACAAAGACCAAGUCAGUGAGCCUGCUCUAUGGAGUUAUGUGGUGCAAAUAGCUUCUGCCCUGAAAACCAUCCACAACUCCGGUCUAGCAGCUCGGGUCCUCGACCCAAGCAAAAUCCUCGUCACAGGAAAGAACCGCAUUCGCCUGAACGGUUGUGGCAUCCUGGAUGUAGUGCAGUAUGACGCCAAUACUCACACCCCUCUCGCCCAGGUCCAACGACAAGACCUAGUUAAUUUCGCCCUUGUCAUCCUUGCUGUUGGCUCGGGAUCAUUCGAUGCGGGUCAAAACUUCGCCCGCAGUAUGGACACAUUCAAACGCUAUUUCAAGCCCGAUCUCCAAAACGCCUUGGUGUGGUUAUAUUCUGCAAUGCAAAACUCGGAGAAAACCAUUGACGGAUUCGUCACUCUCAUCUCCAAUCAAAUGAUCACCGCUUUUAAUGCCGCCCUUCACACAGAUGAUGCUCUGUAUUCUGAACUGUCUCGCGAGGUUGAGAAUGCGCGCUUGGUACGCCUCAUGGCCAAAAUCAACUUCAUCACUGAACGACCUGAGUAUAAUCAUGACCAAUCAUGGAGCGAGAACGGGGAACGCUAUUUCCUCAAGUUGUUCCGUGAUUACGUCUUUCACCAGAUUGAUGCGCAGAAUCGGCCCGUCGUGGAUCUGGGCCACAUCUUGACGUGUCUCAACAAAUUAGACGCGGGUACGGAGGAGAAGGUCAUGCUGGUCAGCAGGGACGAACAGAGCGUGUUUGUGGUGAGCUAUCGCGAGCUGAAAAAGGGCAUGGAGAGUGCAUUUCAGGAAUUGGUGGGAAAGAGGGGAGGACCUUUGAGGUAGGUGAAGGGACGAAACGAGCUCAAAAGACGGAUUGAUGGUAUCUAACCCGUUGAAGAAAAUAAUAAACGAAAGCUGGAAUGCGACGGGUGAUAAAACCCUUCGCUUGGACAACUGCGCAUCUUCCAAGGUGAAAAGAAAGGGGAUCUGUUACAAGGAAAGAGCAAGAGGACCGACACUCAUUGCAGAAGUGAUGGAACUUUGAUAUGGGAGAAGACGAUUGUGAUCUUGGGAGAGAAAGGCCAAAGAUUAGGAAGGUAGCAGUGAGACAUACAACACACAAAAAAAUCAUAAAUCUCCAUUUGUCACUCUG